ACGCUGCUCUGUGCGCAGACGGAACUGGGCCGCUGGAUGAUGGCGUUAACGGGGCUGCUGCUGCUGGAGCUCGGUCUGUACGCCUCCUGCUUCGUUUGUGGGAUCGUAACGGCUGCAUCCAUCACCAUCGUCCAGGGUAAUUUUGGAGGCCUGUGCAUGCUGUAUGGACUCGUCCGCUACAAUGCAUCAGCGGACCUCAUUGGGAUCCAGUCCUCCAGCUCCUCGUCUCUGUGCUACUUUGUCACGGCAAUAUCAAUCAUGGUGGCAGUGGUGUGUUUCUCCCUGUCUCUAUACUGGGCCUACGCUUUCUGCAUCGACGGGGACAUAAGAAGGGAGCGCGUGUGGAUGAACCUGAUCGUGGCCGUUUGCGGCGUCUUCCUGUUCUUCCUGCUCAUCUCGGGCUGCAUGCUGAAGAUCGGACGCGACUCGCUCUGCAACUCGGUCACGCAAACCGUUCCCAACAUCACCAGCUGUGAGGAUGCCCAGACCAAAAAAUGGAGCAGCCCGCUCAAAGGUGGAAGCUUCUACAACAGUCUGCACAAAGCUGAGACGGCGGUUUGGGUCAACUUCUUCUUCUGGCUCAUCAUCGGGGCUUUGGUGAUCAUUCAGAGGCGUCAGGGUUCAGGGGCCAAGUUGAUAAGAGGGCCAGCCGGAGCGCUUUUUGCUGAUCCAGGGGUGACGGCUGCAGAGACGGAGCCAUUUUUCAACCGUCCUGCUAGACCACAGUGAGGCUGAAUGUCACGGAGCGAUUACGAAAACACACAUGAGCUCAGAGUUACUAGUUGAUGUGGAAAACCGGUGAACACGCUGUCUUGUAUUUCAGGUCCUUCACUGUUUUCAGACACUAUACUAAAGAAAUCACAGUAAUUUUGCAUUAGGGUGUUGCAGCUUAGAGUCAAUAAAGUGUUUGCACUCGACGAGGAUGGGAUUCGAACCCACGCGUGCAGAGCACAAUGGAUUAGCAGUCCAUCGCCUUAACCACUCGGCCACCUCGUCAGGCACACACAGACCAAUCAGACCAACAACCCUGGAGACGCUGUUCUGUGUGUGUCUGUCAGGGCUUGUCUGAAACCACAUAAUCCAAAGACUCAUGCGCUGACAUGUGCGUUUACCCGUUUCCUAUGUCUCACUUACCAAAGCCAUUUCUAGUGUGUGUCUGUGGAUCGCACAGAAAUGUGAGUUUAUUUCUGAAAGUGCUUCUGUUGUUUGUUUUUUUUACACAACCAACAAAUAGGAUGGUGUUUAUUGCAGGCUUUCUUUUUAUAUUUUAACUGUGCUCAGAUGUAAUUUUGAUGUCACUCACAGAUGUUUCUGAAAUAAAACUCAUGUUUACCCC
Messenger RNA from Acanthochromis polyacanthus (spiny chromis), 1336 nucleotides. It is a transcript of the gene tmem179ba, whose product is annotated as transmembrane protein 179Ba. The record is from RefSeq and is a predicted model, not a curated record. Lineage: Eukaryota; Metazoa; Chordata; Actinopteri; Pomacentridae. Bases 37 to 729 code for a protein of 230 amino acids. The transcript has 5 exons.